UGGGGCGUGGCAGAAACGGAAGGCAGUUCAAUCAGGCAAGUGCCAGUACGCUCGGCGUCAUUUGACGCUUGGCCGGGCUGCGCUGUGUAGCGAACGAAACAUACGGGAUCCGGAGUAGACGGCUACGCGAUGUUCUACGGUGGACAGUGUCUGAUCCUAUCCACCUUCCUUUCCACGAGAGGUUGUGUCCGCAGCCUGGCUUGCGUGUUUGCCUGCAGGCAGAAAUCCCAAGAUCCAGAGGGCUAUCUUGGGGCUAUCUCAGCCACCGCUCCUCCUGGGGAAACUGACAAUCUUAAGCCAAUCCCCAUCCACGUGUCCGCACUGUUGACUCGGACUCGCACUGAGCAGCAACGAUCGAUUCCAGCGCUGUCCUGCAGGUCGCUUUCACGAACUCCAGGUCCUGCGAACACUGCUGAGCCAGCACUUGACAUCCGACUGCCAAACCAGUUCGAACCCUCCGCUAGGCCGAAGUAGGGAGUAGACGGGAGCCUUCGCCGUGUACAAGCCGGACAGAACCAACUACCUUGCUUAUAACUUUGUCUCCCCAUCAAUUCGAACGACAUAAUGAGGAUUGUCAGCUCCCGAUGACAGCCGUACGCGU
This is a messenger RNA of Rhodofomes roseus, 601 nucleotides long. RefSeq lists its product as uncharacterized. The record is from RefSeq and is a predicted model, not a curated record. The transcript is spliced from 3 exons. The coding region runs from base 130 to 474 and encodes 114 amino acids. Lineage: Eukaryota; Fungi; Basidiomycota; Agaricomycetes; Polyporales; Fomitopsidaceae.